Messenger RNA from Spodoptera exigua (beet armyworm), 2304 nucleotides. The record is from the annotation of a GenBank genome assembly. NCBI's taxonomy places the organism in Eukaryota, Metazoa, Arthropoda, Insecta, Lepidoptera, Noctuidae.
GUCACGAUCAAGUACAUUUUGCAACAACACCGUUCAAGCGGAUAAAAUAGGAACUAAUACACAAGAACAAAAUAUCCACGCGUAACUCUCUUUUUAAAGAAACUAGCGACAUUUACAACUGCAUAUAUAAGUUGGUAAUAAAUUGUUAUUAUUAUGCUAUCAGUUGUCAUCCAUCAAGAGCUGUUUUAUAAGCAACAAUGUGUUCAAAACUACUUCAAAACAGUUUCGAUCGUACGUAACGUUCGGUCGCAUCUUUGUAAAAUAGUAUAAAGUGCCAAAUCUAUUUAUAAAGCCGUAUUUGACGUAAUAUUUCUGCAAUUAUCGUCGUUUUCAUUUAGUUAAUAAAUUUACGUAAUCCGGUUAACCGGAAAUAAUAUUGCGCGAAAAUGGAUGACAACUACAAUAAUGGUUGUUUUAUUGAUACGGAUUUACCAGUAAUGCGUCUUCAAACACCAUUUGAGGUUGAUUUAUGUGGAAUAUAUGGCAGGAGCUUUGCAUACUAUUCGCUUAAAGAAAGGAUACCAGUUAUAUUGACAAAAAUAAUCGAUUACUUAUCAAGAGAGGCGUCUAACAUUAAAUCUGCCAAUGGCGCGUCGGAUGAAGAUCUUAGAAACUUUAUGCAAUCUGUGGUAAAAUUGAAGAACGAUUUAGUUACCAAUAAAGAUUAUGACCCAUUUACCGUAGAUACGGAAAAUGCAAAAAAAUGGAACAUGUGGAUUGAUGAUCAAGAAAAUAAGAAAUAUUUCAAUAAUACUUGGAUGUUUUCUGAGUGUUAUUUGUAUAGAAAGCUUAGAGAAGGUUGUGAAUUAACAAAGGGUCUGCAGAAUUUCGAUUAUUUUGAAGCCCAGAAGAAGAGUGCUUUUGACAACAACGUAGAGUUGAUGUGUAUAGUCGCUGACAAAAUGGUAACAAUGGUCAACAAGUCGGAGAAGGACAAACGGAAAGCCGAUUUCAUAACUUUGUUGAAGAUAUGCCUAUGGGCGAACAAAUGCGACCUUUCCCUCUCUCUAGGGUCCCAAGUGAACCUGAUCCAAGCGGCUAAGGAUGCCACGGAGAAGUUACGUCAGAGUCCCCCACCUCCGCCUCCCCCUACAAAGGGUAAGGGCAAGGAGCCCGCCCAACAAGCACCCCUUGUCAUCAGCCACGAUCCGUUUCAAAUGAUUUUGGAUUUAAAAGAUAAGUUGUUGGUGGACGACUCGGCUAAAAUAGCCGAUCAAGUUGUGACCAAAUCCGAAGCAAUGAUGAAGGCUAUAAAUGCGGUGCCACCUCCUGCGGAAGAAGAGAAGACAGAGAAGGAAGGGAAAGAAGGAAAAGAAGGAAAGGAAGGGAAAGAAGAAGCCCCCAAGCAGAUACCCUGUCCUGCUAAAAUGACCGUACCUCAAGCUGUCAUGUUCGAUAUUGUAUGUGACAACACCGGGUAUGAGUUGUUCGCGGAUCUGUGUCUCGCCCACUUCUUGGUGGCACAGAAGAUAGUUCAGAAGGUCAGAUUCCAUGUAAAGGACAUGCCGUGGUUUAUUUCAGACGUUACUGAAAAGGAUUUCAGAUAUGUCAUCGAUGCUUGUACUAACAGCAACUUCAGUUCCGAGGCAUCUUCCGGAGCUACAGAAGGCGAUUCAGGGGAGGCUAAGAUAAUCAAGGCUGACAACCUGAGGACUCUAGGUCAGCAGUGGAACCAAUAUCUUACUGACGGCGUCUUCCAGGUUAUGGCUGAAGAAUUCUGGACGUACCCCCACGUUUAUAGGGACAUGAAGAAAUACGACCCCAACUUAUAUCGCAAACUGCAAUACGCUGUAGCGAUAAUGUUCAAAGGGGACCUCAACUAUAGGAAGCUUUUGGGAGACCGAAACUGGAACCCUACAACUGGAUUUGAAGCUUCGUUGCAAGGUUUCAUCCCGGCCCCCAUAAUAGCGGUUCGGACGGUCAAGGCCGAGCUUAUCAGCGGACUACCGAAGGGCAAGUGGGACCAGCUAACUGCUGCUGAUGAGAAGUGGAUGCAGAGUGGGGAUUAUGGUGUGAUUCAGUUCUGUGCUAAGGGCGAGGCGCUGAAGGUGUCCGACCGUCCCUGCAUGGACUACUGCAAAACCUGCUUCGGAGUCACAUGUCCUGAACAUACAGAUAUAUGAUCAAUUGUGUCGACUGAACUCAUUUUUUGUUGUUUAUCUUUAUAUAAAUAAAGUUUUUACACUAUACUUUGUAUUUUGGGCACGGCCAGCUUCUACAUCACUUUUCAUAAAUAAAUCUAAAUGUUAUUUACUUGUUAUUUCUUAUUUACAAAUUAUGAAUUAAAUGUUUUUUGAAUUUUGA